Purpureocillium lilacinum is the source of this 1050-nucleotide messenger RNA. RefSeq lists its product as uncharacterized. Lineage: Eukaryota; Fungi; Ascomycota; Sordariomycetes; Hypocreales; Ophiocordycipitaceae. Gene Ontology annotation, molecular function: oxidoreductase activity. Gene Ontology annotation, cellular component: mitochondrion. The record is from RefSeq and is a predicted model, not a curated record.
AUGGUCGCCGCAUCUACGUCCACGACCCGCAAGGUCAUCGUCACCGCCUUCGGCGACCCCUCCGUCCUCGCCGUCACCACGGCGCCCAUGCCGGCCCCCUCCCGCGACGAGGUCCAGGUCCGCGUCCUCUACAGCGGCUUCUCCGGCGCCGACGUCAACAUGCGCAUGGGCACGUACCCGAUGCAGCGCGGCGCGCCCCUCACCCCGGGCUACUGCUUCGCCGGCCGAAUCGUCGCCGACCAUCCCAGCUCCAACGGCUCUGCCGCCUUCCGCGCCGGCGACCUCGUCACCGCCGUCACCGUCUACGACUCCCAGUCGGAGCUCAUCAACGUGCCCGCCAAGUACCUGACGCCCGUCCCCGCCGGACUCGACCCCCAGGUCGCGUGCGCCCUGGCCCUCGACUGGAACACGGCCUACGGCAUGGCCGUGCGCAAGGCCAACGUCUCGUGCGGCCAGCGCGUCUUCGUCCACGGGCUCAGCGGCGCAGUGGGCUACGCCCUCAUGACGCUGUGCCAGAUGCGCGGCGCCGUAGUCUACGGCACGGCCUCAGAGCGCAACCAUGCCGCGCUGAGGGCCCGCGGCGCGCAUCCCUUUGUGUACACGGACAAGCGGUGGAUAGCCGCCAUGAAGGACCUCGGCGGCGCGCACGUCGUCUUCGACGCCCUCGGCUUCGAAAGCUUCGACGAGAGCUACGCCAUCCUCAGCUCGUCGGAUCCCAGCCUGCUCGUCGGCUACGGCGGCAACCUCGGCGCGCUGAGCGGCGAGGAGAACCAAAGCCGCUCAAUGAUCCUGUCUGUGAUGAAGCUGAUGCUGCGAAACCUCGCAUUCUGGUCCCGCAAGUCGACCACGAUCUACUCCAUCACCCGUGACGACAAGAACUUCCAGCCCGAGCUGAAGGAGCUCAUGAAGCUGGCGGGAGAGGGCACCGUCGAGGUGCCCAUCAAGCAGGUCUGGGACAUGGACGACAUCCAGGACGCGCACCGCAGCUACGGCAAGAGCGCUGGCAUGGGGUCGCUCCUCAUCCGGGUGGCAGCCGAUGCCUCGUCGUAA